Pocillopora damicornis (cauliflower coral) is the source of this 493-nucleotide messenger RNA. RefSeq names its product replication factor C subunit 1. Gene Ontology annotation, molecular function: ATP hydrolysis activity; DNA binding; ATP binding. The record is from RefSeq and is a predicted model, not a curated record. Gene Ontology annotation, cellular component: nucleus. NCBI's taxonomy places the organism in Eukaryota, Metazoa, Cnidaria, Anthozoa, Scleractinia, Pocilloporidae.
CAGAACAAAACCAGGCAAUAAGACCAGCUAUGAACCACCAAGGGAAGAAGGAGAAAGUUGAACCAGUGGAGUCCCUCAGCCAGAGAAGAGAUCAGUUUGAAGCUUUCUUUUUCAACAAAGACCCAAGAGUUGGUAAAACAAUAACAGCAACACUGGUUUGUGGAGAGCUUGGUUUUACAUACAUUAAAAUGAAUGCUAGUGACACACGGAGCAAAAGGACUUUAGAAGAACAAAUUUCUCAUUCACUGAGCAAUAAAACCAUGGAUGGCUUUCUGUUGUCAAAUUUCUCAUCCUGUUUCGAACGAGGGUUCACAUCACCACGAUUAAAACAUUGGAACAUUGGAAAACGCCGCCAUCUUGAAUACAGCACGUGCUCAAGAAUCAUCACAUAGUUGCCAAGCAAGACGACGUUGACGUGACUUUGCGGUAAAUUCAGACACGUAUUAAUACAAACAUAUUUAUUGCUAGCAACCAAACCUAAUUACACGCGAGG